Messenger RNA from Melampsora larici-populina 98AG31, 1803 nucleotides. RefSeq lists its product as uncharacterized. The record is from RefSeq and is a predicted model, not a curated record. The transcript has 6 exons. NCBI's taxonomy places the organism in Eukaryota, Fungi, Basidiomycota, Pucciniomycetes, Pucciniales, Melampsoraceae. The coding region runs from base 1 to 1803 and encodes 600 amino acids.
AUGGAUCGGGCAAAAAGCAAGACCGAGAUAGAGGAUGGAAUGGCUCAAGGCAAUUUUGAUCGUGCGGCUGCAAUACUUGCUGAGCUUGGAUAUUCAGGACCUGUUGCGGUUGCCUCAGAUCAAACGGUUUGUGUCCAGACUCUUCGACACCAUCGCGGUUUCAUUGUGGGAGCCCAAGGAGGCGACAUACCCUUUAAUAGCCCGGAUCAACUGCAAGAAUUACUUCAGAAUAUCAAAAGCAAAAAUAAUUUAUGCUCCAAAAUCCGGGCUUAUACCCUCCAGGUUCCUCUUCCCAAUAUUCCAACACUAGUUGUUGCAUUGUUAGCUAGUAAAUCUGACAAAGGAGCAGAUGAUAUUGCAGUACUUCACAAUACAGUCAUUCAAAUGAGUCGGGCUUCUGGGAUCGAUGUCUUGUCGAUUGGUGCGGAUGGAGCUGCCAAUGAGCUGGCUGCGCAGGCAAAGCUCAACCAAAUGUCAACUCGAUUUUUAACAUAUUCGAAUGAAAAUCUUGAAGUCAACAUCAAAGUCCCUCUUUUUGGAAAUCCACCUUGCCCAAUCGUUACUUUACAGGACCCUAAGCACGCUAGGAAGACUGACCUCUCCCAGGUUCUACAAACACCUAAUAGCCCGCUCCUUGCGAAAGAUGUGUUUGACUGCGAUAAACAAGACGACGGACGUGCAUUGAGGACCUUCUGCUAUCAAACAGUUGCCACAACUCUGGCUCGACCGGACUGUUCUGGCUUAACCAUUUAUCUGUUCAUCAUUGGCGAGCUAUGUGAUGCAUGGUUGAACAAGACAAUGAAUCAUCGGGAGCGAAUUCGAUCUGCAUGGACAGCCGCUUUCUUCCUCCGAAUGUGGAAAGCACACCUUCUACAGCGUCAGUCAGAUACCGAUGGUUUAAUGAGCUUUCACCUCAACGGAAGCUCUCACGCAAGCUUCAAGAUCUUUUCGACUCUGGCUGAAUCAUUGAUAGCGUUAAUAAUCUCACAUCGAGAGUACUAUCCAGAUUUCCCGUUCUGUCCAUGGAAACAUGGAACCGAAGCAUGCGAACAUAUAUUUGGGUGGAUGAGAAUCAUCUCUCCAAACUUUAGUGUUCUCGAUGCCCGUCUCAUGAUGCCCAAAAUCAUUGCAGUUGUCAAGAGCAUCAUGAGUGGGAGGAUCAAGAUUCCACCUUCCGAACAUGUGCAUGCAGGGUACCAGAUCGAUCUUCAUGAAGAUAAUGCUGAUAACCUCGAUCAUUUGCGUGAUUUUCCUUCGAAUAAGGAGAUAUCAGAAGACCUGUCCAUCGCUAAGAAACGAGCUAUGAGUUUAGCUGAAUUCUGUGGAAUGGUUGUGAUCAAGCUCAACAAUUCAGACAACGAAGUUGAAGAAAUCCUUGGCUCCACUGUACAUAACGCUCAAGAACACUCUCCAGAUGUUUUGACUAGUGCUGCAAAAGAUUACGAGAUCAACUAUAGCUAUGAACAUGAGCAGAAUGCUCUCAGUGUCAUGCUGGAUCAAGUACCCGAGACGUUUGAGGGUGAAGUGGUCCAGAACUCUGCGAUGUCCAUUUCAAACCUUCUCAACUCGAGUGAUGAGCCUCAGAAUCCAAAUGGUCUUGUUUCUGGAUUGGGAAAAGAAGCUACGUUUUGCCUGAUUGAUAAUGACCGACUUCAUGUCAAGAACAUAAUCGAAUUACGAAAACAGCACAAUAGUCAAGUAGCAAAGAACAAAGGCAAUGAUAGAAUGCUGACCAACGGUGAUAAUCUACGACUAGAGCUCAAUUCGACUGUCAACCCAGAGAGUAGAAUCAACACUCCCUAG